This is a messenger RNA of Seriola aureovittata, 6326 nucleotides long. RefSeq names its product multiple C2 domains, transmembrane 1a (gene mctp1a). The transcript has 22 exons. Gene Ontology annotation, biological process: regulation of neurotransmitter secretion. Gene Ontology annotation, molecular function: calcium ion binding. NCBI's taxonomy places the organism in Eukaryota, Metazoa, Chordata, Actinopteri, Carangiformes, Carangidae. The record is from RefSeq and is a predicted model, not a curated record. Gene Ontology annotation, cellular component: synaptic vesicle membrane. Bases 387 to 3161 code for a protein of 924 amino acids.
CACAGUGGACAGAGCAGAGGCGCAAAGACCGACAACAGCCACGCAGAGCAUUUACCAAGCAUUUUUAGAUAAUCUUACAGAAGUCACUGCAUGUGCUCCAACUUCACCACAGAGAUGAGAUAAACCUCCAAUAGACGAGACUAAUGCUUGCCGUCUAACAAGCGUGCUGCACAGAGUGUGACACAAAAAUGACAGUAUUGCUUGCAUAGGCAUUCUGCAAGGUUCGUUGUGAGACUAACUCCCCCUUCAUCAUCACACUGUGCGUUUCCUUCUUGGCGCUCUAAACUGAUCAUCAGUGGAAGUACUCCCGAGCUACAGCAGCCCAACUGUGACAUCCUUCCACUACACAGAGUGUGCUCAGGCUGGCUGGCUGCUGCACAGGCACCAUGGAGCAAAAAUCACCUAAGGAUGAGAGCACCGCCAAAGGACAAGAGUCUCUGUCCUACCAGCGGAGGAUGUGGAAGAAUUUCCAGGAGAAAACCAAGCCAUGGCUGAGUCCUAAACUGGGAUCGGAGCGCCGUGGUGCCGGGGGCGCGGAGGGCAGCAAGAAGGAAUCGGGGCUAUGGAUGUUUAAGAAGAAAAAGAAACAACUGGAUCGCGUGUUCUCGUCGUCUCAGCCGAAUCUGUGCUGCUCUACGCCGGUGUCCUUUGAAGGAGAUAAGAAGUCAAUGGGGGGCGACGCGGUCCCCGGCACCAGCAAAGACGGACAGCCCCUGCUACAUACCCUUGGCGCAGCUUCUGGGGCCACGGGGAGCAAGCCUGAGCUGACGGCUCACGGAAGCCCCAAACUCCCCGUAUCCCAGCUGAUCACGUACCAGCAGAAGAGCUCUUCUCUCGGCUCGGCGUGCUUCGAGAAACUGGUAGUAGACCCGGCCGCGGUGGUGGGAGAGGAGGAGCAGCUGCGUAAAAACGCAAGUGAUUCUGGCAUCAGCAUUGUGGGGCCCAGUAAUGCAGAACACUCGCCUCGACCUCCUAGUCCAGCCAUGUACCAGCUGGACAUCAUCCUAAAGAAAGGGAACAACCUGGCCAUCCGAGAUCGGACAGGCACCAGCGACCCAUAUGUGAAGUUUAAGAUCGCAGGGAAGGAGGUGUUCAGAAGUAAGACCAUCCAUAAGAACCUCAACCCGGUGUGGGAUGAGAGAGUAAGCCUACAUGUGGAAACCCUGAGAGACCCACUAUAUGUCAAGGUUUUUGACUAUGACUUUGGACUUCAGGAUGAUUUCAUGGGCUCAGCGUACCUCUACCUGGAGUCACUGGAACAUCAGAGGACACUGGAUGUCACGCUGGACCUGAAGGACCCACAGUACCCUGAACAUAACCUGGGCAGCCUGGAACUAGCUGUCACUUUGUCACCAAAGGAGGGAGACGUGAGGGAUGCUACCAUGCUUUUGAGAAGGAACUGGAAACGAUCUAGUAAGUAUCAGAGUAUGCGUCUGUCAGAUGUGCACAGAAAAGCCCAGCUGUGGCGAGGUAUAGUCAGCAUCAGUCUGAUAGAAGGUCGCGGCCUGCAGCCCAUGGAUGCCAACGGCCUCAGCGACCCCUAUGUCAAAUUCAGGAUGGGGCACCAGAAGUACAAAAGCAAGACAAUUCCCAAAACGCUGAACCCCCAGUGGAGAGAACAGUUCGACUUCCACCUGUAUGAUGAGCAGGGAGGCUAUGUGGACAUCACAGUCUGGGACAAAGAUGCUGGCAAGAAGGACGACUUCAUGGGAAGGUGUACCAUCGACCUGUCGCUCCUCAGUAAAGAACACACACACAAGCUGGACCUGCCACUGGAGGAAGGCGAAGGUUUGCUUGUGCUGCUGGUUACGCUCACUGCUUCCGCUGCCGUUUCUAUCUCAGACCUGUCAAUCAACAUGCUGGACGACCCGCAUGAGAGACACCAGAUCAUGCAGAGAUAUAGCCUAUGGAGGUCAUUUCACAACCUGAAAGAUGUCGGUGUGGUGCAGGUAAAGGUCAUCAGGGCUGAGGGACUGAUGGCAGCAGAUGUCACAGGUAAGAGUGACCCGUUCUGUGUGGUGGAGCUGAGUAACGAUCGGCUGCAGACUCACACCGUCUACAAAAACCUCAACCCAGAGUGGAACAAGGUCUUCACUUUUAACGUGAAGGACAUCCACUCGGUUCUCGAGGUCACUGUUUACGACGAGGACCGAGACAGAAGCGCAGAUUUCCUGGGGAAAGUGGCUAUUCCUUUACUAAAUAUCCAAAAUGGAGAACGCAAAGCCUACGCCUUGAAAAGCAAGGAGCUGACAGGGCCAACAAAAGGGGUCAUCUUUCUCGAAAUAGACGUGAUUUUUAAUGCUGUGAAGGCUGGUCUCAGGACGUUGAUUCCCAUCGAGCAGAAGUAUAUCGAGGAGGAGCCCAGAGUGUCCAAACAGCUGCUGUUGCGCAACUUCAACCGAGUUAGGCGCUGCAUCAUGUUCCUUAUCAACACAGGCUGCUACAUCAACAGCUGCUUCGAAUGGGACUCUCCACAGAGGAGCAUCUGUGCUUUUGUGCUUUUUGUCAUCGUCGUGUGGAACUUUGAACUCUAUAUGAUUCCUCUGGCGUUGCUGCUGCCUUUGGCCUGGAACUACAUCCUCAUCGUGUCAGGGAAGGAUACCAGGCAAGACGUGCAAGCAGUGGAGGACCUGCUGGAGGACGAGGAUGAGGAUUUUGACAAAGAUGACAAGGACCCUAAACCAGGCCCCUGGGAGGACAACUGUGAUAAAAACCAUAUCCUCGAGGAUAUGUUGGCUUCCUGGCACUUUGAGUGGAUACGAACGAUGGUGGACUCGGAGAGAAAGGGCUUCAUGAACAAGCUUUAUGCCAUUCAGGACGUGUGCAUCAGCGUGCAGAAUGCACUGGAUGAAGUGGCCUCCUAUGGCGAGAGGAUAAAGAACACAUUUAACUGGACUGUGCCUUUCUUAAGCUGGCUAGCCAUUGUGGCUCUCGGAGUGGCCACCACCAUCAUCUACUUCAUCCCUCUACGAUACAUUGUGUUGAUCUGGGGGGUGAAUAAAUUCACCAAGAAGCUGCGAGACCCUUAUACCAUUGACAACAACGAGCUGCUAGACUUUCUCUCCAGAGUGCCCUCAGAUGUACAAGUGGUGCAGUACCGAGAGCUGAAACUGGAUCCCAAUCCCAGUCCAAAUAAAAGGAAGAAAAACAACCCCGGGUAGAUGACUGUGUCCGCCCACCAACUCCUCUCUUCUCCACUUUUCUUCACUCUGUCUAUUACUGGACACUGAGGAGCGGAGGUAGACGGCUCUGGACCAGCUCAGCUCAACUGUCCUUCCCUUUUGUCUUUCCUAUUUUCUUCUCUUAACCCUUUUUUUCUGUCUAUAAUUACUCAUGAUGUACAGUACAGUUUCCUGAUGUGUAAUUUUGUAUAAAACAAGACAUGAAAUCCCAUGAAUUAUUAUCACCAUUAUGCUUUUGAUUGAUUUUAAAGGCGAGUGGGAAUGAUGGCUGGGAUGACCUUUUUAUCAGCCGUGUGAGCCACUCUCCUGGUUUCUUCCCUCCAUCACCCUGACAGCUUGGUGGACUCUGUCCAUUCGCUCGCCACAAGUGUCACACAAUGAGUACAAUGAGUUUGAACAUUUAUACUCACUGUCCCAAAAAGACAUAAUCAGUGCAUCCAUGUUUAUCAAAAUACAAGCCUUAUACUAACAUUCUGCGUUAUCAAUCUACAAAGGACUUUUAAGUGUUUUUUUUCUCAUAUUGAACUUAUUAAAUGAGUUUGGUAAUAUGUUUAUAUUUUCUAAUUGUUUUUGUACUGAAGUAUCUUUUGUUUUCUUCCCCUCUUGGAUGUGGUAAUGAUGUUAUGUUCACUGGCAGUAAUUUGGAUUGCCUGCACUUAACUCAGCCAGCCAAGUUGAUUAGCAAUUACAGUGGUAGCCUCCAGAUAUGUCCUUCUACACAAACACAAAACUGGACCAACAAGCUGAAGGCUUGUGGUGGUAUCUGUCUGUGCUUUCAAACAAUGCCCAAAUUAGCUUUUCUAAAGACAAAAAAAUCAAACCACAGUGGACAGUGAUAUUAUUUUAAAGUACAGUGAGUCUGUAUUUCUUAAAAUAGAUAGUGAUUACAUAAUCAUCACUAAAUAUUACCCUGAGGAAAAAAGAACAACACGGUUAAGAAUUAGACAGUUAGUGUUAUGCCCUAAAUAUUUAUCACUAUUAAAUGCCCAGAUAACUUAGCCUCCUUUAAAACAUGUCAAAACCUCUAUCUAUCUAUCAGUCAGUCAGUCAGACAGUCAGUGAUCCACAUUCUCUGUCUGUCAGGAGGCGCAGCAGACUGGGCCUUCUGCUGUCGUGGUGUUAAUAUAGAUGUCACCCAGUCUAUGCAGAGUGUCGCCAGGCAGGCAGGCCUUUAGGCAGCCACAGCCCUAAUCUUGUUUGAAAGGCUGGUCUCCUUUCCUCUCAUCUCCCUGUGUGUUUGCCUCGGCGGCCACACACGAGAGCAUUCACGCAUGCAUAAGCAUGCAGACAUACACACACACACACACACACACACACACACACACACACACACUCACAAAAAAACACCCUCUCACGUGAAUACACUGCUCACGUACAGAUACUGCACCUACUUGCUCACAGAUGAAAACAUAACAUCCCAUUUUGAGCAGGCACAUUUUCUCAGGCACACACACACGCACUCACACAAACAUGCUCUCUGUGAUGCUGUGCCCCAGGCUGGCCGCCCUCUCCAUCUGCCCCACCUCCUGUGCCCACAGCUCAACUUUGAUCUGUCUUUCCAGAGACAGAGGCUUGUAUAUGUGAACUGUGCAAGAGUGUUUGCGUAUACAUGUUUAUGCAAUCAAAGACAUGUUGCUUUUCUCAGCGUUGGUGUGUGUUACAAUUGUAUCUCGCCUCCAGCUGUAGACUGAUGUGUAGAUUCAGUUGGUUGGUGUGUGAAUGAGUGAGUGAGUGAGUGUGUGUGUGUGUGUGUGUGUGCGCAGCAGAAGUGCCAGCUGUUAUUUGGUGUGCUGGUGUAGAAGGCCGUCAGCUAGAUGAGCAGCAAGUCGCUGUGUGACAAGACAAGGCUCUGAGGGGACUUAGGCCUGAGAUGUCAGGGAUGGAGGGAUGUGUGUGUGUGUAUGUGUUUUUUUUUUAUGCUAUUUCAUAUCCUUCCUCCCAUCAUGCCGCUCUCCGUUUGCUCUCUCUGCGGUUCCCUCAUUCGUCAGUGAGCGGGGUUGCGACCCUGUCUGAAGGGACGGUCUCCUGGGCUUCUGGUUGAGCAUCUGUUGAAAGAUCACAGCUCAGGCUACAUUUGAGGAGGUCUCCUCUCAUCCUACUGAUCCCUGCUGCCGCCACCCUCCCCAAAACCCCCACCCUACAUCUUUUUGUUCCCUUUUACCCCCCCCCCUUGUCUGUCUGUUUGUCUGUCUCUCUGUCUAUCUUUAUCACUCUAAACCCCCUUAGCAGCAACUAGAGCUCUCCUCUGCCAUUUUGUCAUCCUCUCGCCUUGCCUGUCUGUCUGCUUGCCAUCACCUCCUUGCUCUCCUGCUCGCUGCCUCCCUCUUUACCCAUCCAUCUCCAUGCUUAAAUAUCAACAGGCUCGGAUCUGUCACUCCAGAGGGCCAUUGAUUUUGUUUUGUUGUUUUGAGGAAUCCACUUGAAAGACAAUAACAGACUGUCCCCGAAGAGCAGCGUCGCAGACUGAUUAUAGCCUCCUCAACAAACACACUCUGUGGCUCGUGAAGGAUGGCUUUUUAUAAUGCCUGAAGGGACUGUUUGAAUACCUGAUAUGUAUGUGUCUACUACUGUAUGUAGUUAUUUUACAGCAAAUUGUGGUGACUAUUGUGUGGUAUUGCAUCCAAAUGCUGUCUUUUUUGUUGUCAUUUAUUUGGUUUUGGUUCUGUUUGCAAGCAAACCAAAGUGUUUUUAUUUUGUAUGUUGAAGAGAAAAAUAAAUUAUAUAAAGGAAUGUAUCAGACUGACAGCUGUAAAGGGAAAAAAAAGCACUUUUAUUUGCACCGGGUUGAAAUGAGACUUUAUUUUUUAAAUGAUACUGUACAUAGCUAACUACUUAUUAAUUUAUGGUUGUAUUUUAUACAGUAUGCCUGUUGAUAGUCUGGUGAUGAUAUUGUUAAGUAGGUGUAUGCCUGCCUCAUUUUCUAAGAUCUGUCUUUUUCCGCCUGCAAUGUUGCCUGCCUGUGACAUCAUUUUCGUGUGCCCAGUUCUGACCAGUGACAGUUCAGGACAGGAAUAAUGUUGGAGCUGAGACGUGGGUAGGGGUGAAAGAAAAUGAGAUGUAUAUUUCUGGUCAAAUGCACCUGAUGUAUGUUGCUUAUUUUGAAAGAAAAAAGAAACAUGAGAUUAAAUAUUUUUUAUCAUCUUC